AUGGAAUUGAUUCCAUACACCUUUGCUUCUGGGUUAGAUGAUUACCCCCGUGCGUCCCAUCCUGACGAAAAUGAGCGUCACCUUGACCUUCGUUGUUGGAUGGCGAUGGCUUCGGGAGUGUUAGCGAACAUUGCAAAAAGGACUGGAGAGGACUCAAGCGCAUACGAGAAAAUUUAUAAAGAUCUUACCGCUAACAAAUUGUUAGAUAGUUUACAUUGGGACUCUGGCCACGAAUUUUAUAGUGAUUAUGGAUUGCAUACGAAUGACAUAGAAAUAGACAGUGACAUCAGUAUAGACCGCAUUGUUUAUUCACAUCCAGCAUUUGGAUAUAUUGGGAUAUUUGGAUACGUUAGCUUAUUUCCUCUGAUGCUAAAAAUUCUUGAUUCCGAUUCUCCUCGAUUGGAAAAAAUGCUGUCAGACCUGAGAAGAGAAGAUUUGUUAUGGACAAAAUAUGGGAUACGCUCAUUAUCAAUAAAGUCAACAUUUUACAACAUGCCAAAUACAGUUACCGACCCUCCGCACUGGAGAGGAGCAAUAUGGAUAAAUAUGAACUACCUAAUUAUCAGUGGACUUCACCACUACUCUCAAGUUCCUGGUCCUUAUCUUAAUCAAGCAAGUAAUAUGUAUACAGAGCUAAGAAAAAAUGUUGUUGAGAACAUUUUCAAACAGUACUAUGAAAGAGGUUAUAUAUUUGAACAAUAUGAUGACAUAACUGGAACGGGUAGGGGGAGCUUCCCCUUUACUGGAUGGUCUGCUCUUGUUGUGAACAUAAUGGCAGAAAAAUACUAA
Molecule: messenger RNA, 789 nt
Organism: Saccostrea cuccullata (small rock oyster)
Lineage: Eukaryota; Metazoa; Mollusca; Bivalvia; Ostreida; Ostreidae
Product: mannosyl-oligosaccharide glucosidase-like
Exons: 1
Coding region: 1-789 (262 amino acids)
Biological process (GO): oligosaccharide metabolic process; protein N-linked glycosylation
Cellular component (GO): endoplasmic reticulum membrane
Molecular function (GO): Glc3Man9GlcNAc2 oligosaccharide glucosidase activity
Source: RefSeq, a predicted model, not a curated record